AUGGUGCUCGACUUGGCAGUGAUAUGGCUGUUCGUGCUUUCCAGACUCUGCGUCGUUAUUGCUCCAGCAAAAGCAAGUGUCAACUCAUUGCCCCAUUCAUUUAUAUGCCACCUAAGUAUACGGAAAUGCCAAUUCAUCAAUGAACUACAUGCAUAUUCUCAAGUUAAAAAACUGGCGCAAGGUCACCCCUGGAUAACUUUUGCAAUGGUUCGCGAACCAGCAGAGCGUUUCCUUAGCGGUUACCUGUCUAUUUACAAGCCUGGCAUCUGCAAAGAAGGUCGCUUGAAGAAGUUGAGGGCUGUCCUUCUACAAACAUUAAAACUAUCACAAAGAUUCGCAAGUGGAACAUGGGCCGAUAAUAAUUUACUCUGGCAUCUUGGACCUCAGAACUGGCACCUCGAACUACGAAACAAUUUCGACGCAUUCAAACUUAUACAGUACUCAUCAAAAAAUAGGGGAAAGGUAACAGCCGAUCUUCGAGAUGUGCUAACAGAAGGAGGAGUGGAUUUCUCACAAAUCGAGCUCAUCAUUUCUCAAGUAUCCAAUGGUACAACACGCCAUGCUACCUAUUACUAUGAGGAAACGGCUGAGUAUGAAAAACUAAUGCAAGAUGCAGAGAUACAAGAGCUGCUAACAAAGAUAUUCUUCUGGGACUAUGUGCUAUUCAAUUUUCCUUUGCCACAACUGCGGAAUGACACCUUUGAAGAAAGUUCAUAA
This is a messenger RNA of Cylicocyclus nassatus, 717 nucleotides long. The record is from the annotation of a GenBank genome assembly. Lineage: Eukaryota; Metazoa; Nematoda; Chromadorea; Rhabditida; Strongylidae.